ACCACCGACCGGAUCCGAACUCAAUCCCGUAUUUGUCCAAGUCAAUUCCUCUCCAAGUUUCUUAUAAAAGCUGCCCCGCCAAAAGUCUUCACCAAAUCUAACCAUCCCCUUUCAUAAAACCAAUAUUUCUAGCUUCUUCCCUUCUCUUGAUACAAUAGAAACGGUCCACCAUGGGCAAUGGGCUCUCCCCUUGCUUCAGCUCAUCCUCCGAUAACCUGGUGAAGCUCGUCUUUUGGGGCGGCACAACCAAGUUCCUCACGGAGAAGCAGCUCGCCGGCGAGCUCAUGUUCCAAUUCCCCGACUGCGUCGUCUGCCACGCCGAUUCCUUCUACAUCGGGCAGCCGGUCCCGGUCAUGUCCCUCGACGACGAGCUGCAUGCAGGUGAGACGUACUUCGUCAUCCCCGUCGCCCGCUUCCCAUACAACCAAAUCCUCACGGCUGUAACCCUAGCGUCGCUUUCCCCCGGCCCGACGAAGCCAUCGCUUGCCAGCUUUGGUCAGUGCCCGUUUGAGUACGUGAAGGCCGCCGACGGCAGGACGGUCAUCAAGGUUCAGCCCAAGUUUAUAACGAAGGUCAUCACCGCCGACGAGGGGAGGCAAAACUGUGGUAGAGAUUGUGGAGUUUUGUGCAGCACGCCGGAGCUAAAGAAGCACUAUGCACAGCUUGUAGGGUCGAGAGACCGUCCUUGGUCUCCGAAGCUCGAAACGAUCUCAGAGAGUAAGAAUAGGUUAUCCCCAGUGAUAUUAUCACCAGCGAGAUUGUUUGGUUUGGAAAAGAGAUCGAGGUAGAAAUAAUGGCUUCCUUCUCUUCGAGAAAAGAUUGGUUAUGGAUGGUAUAAACUCACCUUUGUAAGAGAAAAAUGAUGUUGCAACGAUGAACUUGUAGAUCUGGUAUUGUGGAGGAAAUUGUGUAGAUUUUAAUUUAUCACUGGA
Molecule: messenger RNA, 932 nt
Organism: Elaeis guineensis (African oil palm)
Lineage: Eukaryota; Viridiplantae; Streptophyta; Magnoliopsida; Arecales; Arecaceae
Source: RefSeq, a predicted model, not a curated record